AUGGCCACCCAAGCAACCUUCACCAAACCCACCCGCCCCCUAACCUGGCUAAUAACAGGCUGUUCCUCCGGCUUGGGCCUCUCCCUAGCACGCGCAGUCCAAUCAAGCGGCCACACAGUGCUCGCAACAUCACGCCAACCCUCCCGCACCCCAGAUCUAGUAUCCGAGAUAACCCAAAACGGAGGCGAAUGGCACGCACUAGACGUCGAUAGCCCAACCGCCGCUUCUGAGCUGCUAUCUACGCUCGAGUCCGCAGGACACACGAUUGAUGUUUUGGUAAAUAAUGCCGGAUACGCGAUUCUCGGGGCAGUAGAGCAGUUCUCGGACGAGGAGCUACGGGCCCAGAUGGAGACGGUGUAUUUUGGACCGAGUCGACUGAUUAGAGCUAUUGUUCCUGGGAUGAGGGAGAGGCGGUUUGGAGUUGUUGUUAAUGUUAGUUCUGGGGCUGGAUUGGAGGGGAGGGAGCGGAUGGGUGCUUAUGCAGCAGCGAAGGCUGCUAUGGAUGGUUUAUGUAAAGUGCUCGCUAAGGAAAUCGCACCCUUCAAUGUCCGUCUUCUGACGGUGUGGUUGGGAGUGUUCAACACGCAGUUCGGGACUGGGUGUGUUUCUCCUGCUAGCCCUUUACCGGCAGACUAUGUUGGCUCGGUGGCCAUGAAGAUGUUGGAUGCUAUACAGAGUGGGAAGCAUGUUGCUGAUGGCGACAAGGAUAAGGCUGCCAAGGCGAUUUAUGAAGUUGUCGUUGGCAAGGGUGUUGGUGUUGGGCAUGAGAGUGAGGGGUUCUUGCCCUUGGGUCGGGAUAUGAUUCCUCGUAUUGAAUUGGUGCGUGAUCGGUUGGUCCAUACGCUUGAUGUGUUUAGGGAGAUUGCUGGGAAUGUCUAUGUUGACAAGGAAUGA
Molecule: messenger RNA, 894 nt
Organism: Penicillium robsamsonii
Lineage: Eukaryota; Fungi; Ascomycota; Eurotiomycetes; Eurotiales; Aspergillaceae
Product: Short-chain dehydrogenase/reductase SDR
Exons: 2
Coding region: 1-894 (297 amino acids)
Molecular function (GO): oxidoreductase activity
Source: RefSeq, a predicted model, not a curated record